Anopheles stephensi (Asian malaria mosquito) is the source of this 1392-nucleotide messenger RNA. Its product is annotated as coiled-coil domain-containing protein 34-like. The coding region runs from base 168 to 1214 and encodes 348 amino acids. The transcript is spliced from 6 exons. NCBI's taxonomy places the organism in Eukaryota, Metazoa, Arthropoda, Insecta, Diptera, Culicidae. The record is from RefSeq and is a predicted model, not a curated record.
CUUCUAUCGGAUGAAGCCGCACUCAAUUGAGUAUUAUUGACUCAGUCACCACCGUCCGCUGGUAUGAUAAAAGUACGAAUGCACCCGUUAAUACGAGAACACUCUGCUCGGGGGGCAUAACUGAGCGCUUUUCUUCCUUUUGCUAAUGAGCGAAGAACGAACCAAUAAUGGAUCUCCCGGAAGCCACCCUUGAACUACAUUCCAACAAUUGUGCACAAAAGGAAGAUAAAGGCGAAGAAAGUAAUGGGAUAAAGGCGGUUCAUGUAUCAACCGGCUGGGAAUCUCAAGAUAGCGAUACAGACGACGGCGAGGAUAACGAUUGUCCCGCAUUGAAAAAUGAUGUAAACGAAACUGAUCUAUGCAGAGCUUUCGAUCUUAUGACAUUAAAUGGCACUAAACAGAAGGCCUAUGGAGAACACAAAAAGGACGAGUUUCCCGAGGAUGGUUGUGGCGAAAAUGAUGACAACGAUUGCAGUUUACUGACACACGUAUCAAACGAUAAUCAUCAACCACUUAGCAAAAUUGAUGACUGUGAUAGUUCCAGUGAUUCUAGCGUAACGCUCGUACUAUGCAGUGAAGAUGAGGGCGAACCGCAAUGCUUUUCAACAGAUCGUGGCGGUGGUGAUGCCGGUCAGAAUAUGGACACCGAUCCCAGGCGUCAAAUAAUCAAAGUGACCGUUGUCCAUAAGGGACGUGACCGUGAUCCGGAAGCUUAUAGAAAGUGGCUCAAAGCUAAAAACGAAGAAAUACGUAAGAAUCGUGAAAAGGAGAUGCUCCAAAAGCAGGAACUCCACCGGCAGAAAGCGCUGGAAGCGGAACAGCGCGAGCUAACGAACAAAAAAAAGAUCCAAGAAUGGAUGGAGCGAAAGAAGCAGAACUGUAAAAAGAGUAGCACCAAACCGGCAAAAGACAAACCCCUGGAUACUUCUUCAGAACAUCUCCAGUGUGAUCCCGACACGAAGUACAAGAAAUGGUUGUUAAAAGUUAGAAAGCAAGAAGAAGAGAAACGAUUACGCGAUCUCACGGUGAAGCAGUUAGAGCAAAAGAUACAGCAGGAGAAAAAGAAGAUAUCGGAAGAAAUAUACCAGGAAUGGCUGAAAAAUGCCAAAUAUAAACCGAAACCGGUGCCACUCAACCAAGGGCCCAAUACUUUGCGCGGGACGGUCUCGAAGAUUUUUAUCAACCCCGAACCGUGGAAGAGCAACUGUGAAUGAGUGGUGUUCACCAGUCCGAGCGCUUAUCGCUCCAUGUUUUUCAUCCUAAAUUUACUGUAUUGAACUUUUCCAAUCCUUGCGUUUUGUACACCAAGUCCUGUUGGAAACGUUUUAUUGUUAACUGUUAUAAAUUCAAACAUCGAGCAUUGUAAACACCGUUUAUCUACACUUCCUAAAA